This is a messenger RNA of Pterocles gutturalis (yellow-throated sandgrouse), 596 nucleotides long. RefSeq names its product iron-sulfur cluster assembly 1 (gene ISCA1). The annotation marks the transcript as partial. Gene Ontology annotation, molecular function: 2 iron, 2 sulfur cluster binding. Lineage: Eukaryota; Metazoa; Chordata; Aves; Pterocliformes; Pteroclidae. The transcript is spliced from 3 exons. Gene Ontology annotation, cellular component: mitochondrion; cytoplasm. The record is from RefSeq and is a predicted model, not a curated record. Gene Ontology annotation, biological process: iron-sulfur cluster assembly.
ACCCCAUCAGCUGUUCAGAAGAUAAAACAGCUUCUUAAAGAUAAACCUGAGCAUGUAGGUGUGAAAGUAGGUGUUCGUACAAGAGGAUGCAAUGGACUUUCUUACACAUUAGAAUAUACAAAAUCAAAAGGAGACUCUGAUGAAGAAGUAGUUCAGGAUGGGGUUAGAGUGUUUAUUGAGAAGAAGGCACAGCUGACACUUCUAGGAACUGAAAUGGACUAUGUAGAAGACAAACUGUCCAGUGAAUUUGUCUUCAAUAAUCCAAACAUCAAAGGAACAUGUGGCUGUGGAGAAAGCUUUAACAUCUGAAAUCUCAGGACUACUUCUUUGACUUUGAACACCUCAAAACACUUAACUAUUAUGGCUUUCAAAGCAAAUGCAUUUUCUUCAGGUUCAUAGGCUGCAUAAAGUGUGGAUAUCAUUAAGAAAAAUAAAUCAUUUUGAAAAUGUAAAUAUUGUGUAAAUUCCACCACUGAUGUAGUUAAUGCUGUAGUUUGUGAUGAAUUGGGGAUCCAAAAGGUAAUAACAGUAAGUGCUGUAGUAACAUUUCUGUACUUUCACAUGCCAAGGAAAUAAAAUCUCACUGUUCUUUUCCU